AUGAUGCUGGCCAUCAUGGAGCACGGCUGGACUGUGGCCCUGCCCCUCACUAUUAUCCUAUUUUCAUCGCUAGUCAACGCCCACAGUUGGGUUGAGGAGUUGACAGUGGUAUCGCCAAACGGGACUUUUACCGGGGCCAAGGGCUAUCCUCGAGGCAACGUCUUCCGAGUCCCGUCAUUCAACGACAAAAUGAUGCAGUGGCAGCUCCCGGAAAACAACGGCGACGAAAUCCUCCACAACAUGACCAUGUGUCGACCCAGCCAGCAGGAUUCCAACAAUACUGCAGACAGCCCAAGACUCCAAGCGGCCCCUGGUGACGUGGUUGCUAUGCGCUACCAGGAAAACGGCCAUGUCACGCAGCCGUGGAUCAAGAGCGGCAAGCCAGCGCAUAGCGGCACCGUCUAUGUCUACGGCACAGAGAAGCCGCGGGGAGACGACACGUUUUUGGCGAUUCACAAUGUGUGGAAUUUGGACGGCACGGGGGGCGAUGGCCGCGGGAAGCUGUUGUCGACUCAAUACUUUGAUGACGGCCAGUGUUACCAAGUCGACGAUGUUAGCCCUAUAUCCGUUGACCGACAAAAGGAAUUUCCGCGCAAGCCGGAGGCCGGGUCGGUUGAGGGUGCCAAUCUUUGGUGUCAGACCGAUAUUGCCGUGCCCAAGGACGUGCCGAGUAAGUCGACCUACACGCUUUAUUGGGUCUGGGAUUGGCCGACCUUGAAGACGGACAAUACCACGUACAUGCCGGAGGUGUAUACGACGUGCAUCGAUCUCAAUAUCAUCGACCCUCAAGACUCCUCCUCUACCGGGAGCAACCAAGCGAAUGCGGCGAAUGUGGCAUUUGCGGAAGUCACCAACUACGGCGAUGCAGCCAUUCGGAGCAUAUUCGAAAACGUGAAGACUCAGGGGACUCAGACAGUCCCGUCUCAGUCAUCGACGGGUGCUUCGUCGGCUACAGCCGCAGCAGGAUCGCCCAUUGUCUCGACCACGUCACCAACAGCCGGAGGAGAUCAAUCGCUGCAGACGCAUGGCAAUUCCAGCUGCGGCACACCAACGACAGUCACGGUGGGUGGAACUACCGUGACGACAACAAUAUCUCUGGCCCCGACAGCUACUACCACAGUCACAGUGACAACAACCUCAUUCCCAAGUUCCCAGCCGACAAUGAUGCGUCGUAGGCGGGAUCUCGCAGCGUAG
This is a messenger RNA of Talaromyces rugulosus, 1194 nucleotides long. RefSeq lists its product as uncharacterized. The transcript has a single exon. The record is from RefSeq and is a predicted model, not a curated record. Bases 1 to 1194 code for a protein of 397 amino acids. NCBI's taxonomy places the organism in Eukaryota, Fungi, Ascomycota, Eurotiomycetes, Eurotiales, Trichocomaceae.